UGUCGCACAAAUAUAAUUAAACUGCAUUUAUGACUUGUAAAUAUCAGCGACAGGCAGGUGCACCCAUCCAGUCGCCAUGGAAACUCUUCACUUCUUACUGACUGUUGGGAAGCGCUGCGUGUGUGUGUGCGUGUGCGUGUGCGUGCGUUUGACUGAGAAAAGAGCCGCUGAAAAGAUUCCACCCAUUUUGUCGUUAUGUUUUUGUAAUGCGUGGCAUCCCUCUGGGCGUGGGUCAGAUCUUCGCCUGUGGCGCUCUGGGGCCCUCCCUCCUCAUCCUGGGAGCUGUUCUGCUCUACUCCCCCCUGUUGGCCGCCCAUGCUCUGCUGGGAUCAGCAGUAGGAACGUUGGCUGGUCUAUCCAUGGCGGUGCGUCAUGCUUCUCUGUACUCGGGUCUGUCGGGGUUUAAUGGAGCUCUGGGCUGCAUGGCUGUUGGAGGACUCUUCUUCACCUUCAGCUGGAGGACUCACCUCUUUGCCAUCGCCAGCGCCUUCCUCUCUGCGUAUGCCGACAUCGCUCUGAGCAAUCUGCUGGGAACGGUUGGUCUCCCAGCAUGCAGUUGGGCAGCUACUCUGACAGCCACACUGAUGUUGCUGCUGACCGGCAGUUUAGCAACUUACCGUAUCCCUAUUGGUCAAGUCAUGGCCCCUGAACACAACCUGCGCUCCCACAGCCAAUGGGAAGCUGGGAACGCCGCAGACAGGGAGACCACUGAUGUGUAACGUAUUGUAACGUAUCAGUACUUUGUACUACGUUGGAUGGGCUGGACCAAAAUAAUAUACAUUUUUAUUAUCAACAUUUUAUAAAGACAUUCUUAGAAAUACACUGUCAAAAAACUAUAUGACUAUUAAAAUAAAAUAUUUAAGGAUGCCGUCAUUCCACGUUUUGUCCACAAGGGGGCAAUGCAUGUUCAGAAACCAUGCUGAAAAUGUUUCAUCACAAUUGUUAUAUAAGCUUCUGUAUUCAGAUCCAACUAUUUAUAUUAAAUGUGUAACAUUUCCAACCAAGUUUUGCCACUUGUGUUAUUCAGUUUUAACUCACCAUGACGACUAGAAAAGCCAAAGAAAUAGUCAAUUUAAAGGGAAAGAAAACGUCUUUUAAUAGGCAUGAAAUCAUCAAGUCAGUUCAAUAAACUCAUUUGUUGUUAAAAUGACAGUUUAACUGUUAUUGUCAAGAAGAACACAGACUGAAUUCAACAGUAAUUGUUUUUUUAACCCCUUCAUUACCCUGCAUAGACAUAAAACAGCACUUCACUGGGACAGAAACAGACACGCACAUGUAUCUCAACGCAGGCUGACAGUGAGACGAUGAGUACACACAGAUGUGAUGGUUUAUGAAACGGACGUGUCAGCUGUUUAGGCCAGGAAGGAAACUGUAUUAUUUUAUACCCUCUUAAAUGAAAAAGUGAAGGUGUUCUGUGGUUCAUUAUUAGACUUUUCACAGUGCUUCAUGUUGCCUGUGUAGAUUAUUUGAUCUAUAUUCCCAAACACACACGUGUCCACAUUCACACACAAACCUUACACCCAAGUUUAAAGUAAAAAAUUAAAUUGAAUAAAAAUAAUUUAAAACAUUAUUUCCUUUUAUUUCCACACAGGUAAAAGUGACAUUCUUCCACAAACAAUAACAUAUUCUAAAGAUUUUAAAGAUUCUUUGCAUCAUGCAUUUCUGUCUCAGUGCUUUCAGGAUUGUUUUGUCUACAUCAUCUUUAGGUCUUUUAAUGAACUACUUCACAGACGAUGGUGAUGAGGUUGGUAACGAGACAAAACAUACAAAAGUGCCUCUCAGUCUGUGAUUGAUCAAGCAUAAUAAUAAUAAUAAUAAAAAAGAAAAAGUAGAAAUACUUGCACAAACUUGUCUUUUAAG
Molecule: messenger RNA, 1860 nt
Organism: Cottoperca gobio
Lineage: Eukaryota; Metazoa; Chordata; Actinopteri; Perciformes; Bovichtidae
Product: urea transporter 1-like
Exons: 5
Coding region: 207-719 (170 amino acids)
Biological process (GO): urea transmembrane transport
Cellular component (GO): membrane
Molecular function (GO): urea transmembrane transporter activity
Source: RefSeq, a predicted model, not a curated record